This is a messenger RNA of Lethenteron reissneri (Far Eastern brook lamprey), 3578 nucleotides long. Its product is annotated as catenin beta-1-like. Gene Ontology annotation, molecular function: cadherin binding. The record is from RefSeq and is a predicted model, not a curated record. Lineage: Eukaryota; Metazoa; Chordata; Hyperoartia; Petromyzontiformes; Petromyzontidae. Gene Ontology annotation, biological process: cell adhesion.
GAGGGGUUUCUCGCGGAGCUGAGUGACCCGCUCCCCACCCAUCCCAGGCGCUCGUUCCGCCUUAAACAACAACAGCAGCAGCAGCAGCAGCGAUCUUUCGCGACGGUACCAAGAAUUAUAACAACAAUACCAAUUAUAAUCAACAGUUACACACAGCCUACAGGGUCCCAUUGGUGAAGGCAGAGGCGAGGAACGAGGCGUGGGCCGCGCGCGGAGCGACACGGGCUGAGUGAGGUGGUGGCGCGGGCUUCCUGCUGCAGGUGGACUUUACUUUUGCGCCAAGAGAAAAGUAUACGUUGGUUCUGAGCAGUACCGACCACAACGCCUAAGAGACCAUGGCUAGCCAAGCUGACUUCAUGGAGCUGGACAUGCAGCUGGAACCUGACCGCAAGGUGCAGGUCACCCAGUGGCAGCAGCAGUCCUAUCUGGACUCGGGCAUCCAGUCCGGGGUGAACACCACGGCGCCAUCGCUCAGCGGCAAGGGCAACCCCGAGGAUGGAGAGGAAACGCGCGUCGUCUAUGAGUGGGAACGGACCUUCAACGCGAACCUGUCGCGAGACCACACCCCGGACGCCGAGAGCCACUUUGCGUCGACGCGCGCCCAGCGCAUCCGAGCGGCCAUGUUCCCAGAGACGCUGGAGGAGGGCGCGCAGGUGCCGGCCACGCAGUUCGAUACCGAGCAGCCGACCAACGUGCAGCGCCUGGCUGAGCCGUCGCAGAUGCUGAAGCAGGCCGUGGUGAACCUCAUCAACUACCAGGACGACGCCGAGGUGGCGACGCGCGCCAUCCCCGAGCUUACUAAGCUGCUCAACGAUGAUGACCCGGUCGUGAUGGGUAACGCCGCCAUGAUGGUGCAUCAGCUGUCGAAGAAGGAGGCGGCUCGCCACGCCAUCAUGGAUUCCCCCCAGAUGGUGGCGGCAUUGGUGCGCGCUGCCCAGAACACCAACGACAUGGAGACGGCUCGCUGUGCUGCCGGGGCCCUCCACAACCUGUCGCACCACCGCCAGGGACUGCUGGCCAUCUUCAAGUCAGGAGGCAUCCCAGCCCUCGUGAAGCUGCUCAGCUGCCCUGUGGAGUCAGUGCUUUUCUACGCCAUCACCACGCUGCACAACCUGCUGUUGCAUCAGGAGGGCAGCAAGAUGGCCGUGCGCCUGGCAGGUGGCCUGCAGAAGAUGGUGGCCCUGCUGAACAAGAACAACGUCAAGUUCCUCGCCAUCACCACCGACUGCCUGCAGCUGCUGGCUUACGGCAACCAGGAGAGCAAGUUGAUAAUCCUGGCAAGUGGGGGUCCGGCUGGGCUGGUGCACAUCAUGAGGACGUACACCUACGAGAAGCUGCUAUGGACCACGAGUCGUGUACUCAAGGUGCUCUCCGUGUGCCCCAGCAACAAGCCCGCCAUCGUCGAGGCCGGUGGCAUGCAAGCCCUGGGUCUUCACCUGAACAGCCCUAGCCAGAGGCUCAUGCAGAACUGCCUGUGGACCCUUCGCAAUCUCUCCGAUGCUGCCACUAAGCAGGAGAACAUGGAGGGGUUGCUGCAGUCGCUGGUGCAGUUGCUGGGAUCUAAUGACGUGAACGUCGUGACCUGCGGAGCGGGCAUCCUGUCCAACCUCACCUGCAAUAACUACCGCAACAAGAUGGUUGUAUGCCAGGUCGGUGGGAUCGAGGCUCUGGUGCAGACGGUGCUGCAGGCCGGAGACCGAGAGGACAUCACCGAGCCGGCUGUGUGCGCACUGCGCCACCUCACCAGCCGCCACCCUGAUGCCGAGCUGGCGCAAAAAGCUGUACGCCUGCACUACGGCCUGCCCAUCACUGUGAAGCUGCUGCAGCCCCCGUCACGCUGGCCCCUCAUCAAGGCUGUGGUGGGGCUCAUCCGUAACCUGGCGCUCUUGCCAGACAACCAUGCGCCGCUGCGCGAGCACGGUGCCAUCCCCCAACUUGUGCAACUGCUGGUUCGCGCUCACCAGGACACGCAGCGCCAAACCGCGGCCUCCGGGGGACAGCCACAGUAUGUGGAUGGCAUCCGCAUGGAGGAGAUCGUGGAGGGCUGCACAGGCGCCCUUCACAUCCUGGCACGCGAUGCCCACAAUCGCACCGUCAUCCGCGGACUGAACACCAUCCCCCUCUUCGUGCAGCUUCUCUACUCCAACAUCGAGAACGUGCAGCGCGUGGCGGCUGGCGUACUCUGUGAGCUGGCGCAGGAGAAGGAGGCGGCCGAGGCUGUUGAAGCGGAGGGCGCCACGGCGCCUCUCACCGAGCUGCUGCACUCGCGCAACGAAGGAGUGGCAACGUACGCAGCGGCCGUGCUGUUCCGCAUGUCGGAGGACAAGCCCCAGGACUUCAAGAAGCGGCUGUCGGUGGAGCUCACCCACUCGCUCUUCAGAGACGACCCAGCUGCUUGGAAUGAGGGUGGCGUGAUGGGAGGAGACGUGAUGCACCCGGUGGAUGCCGGUGGGUACCACCAGAGUGACAUGUACGGGAGCCACGGCAGCCUGCUGCAACCGGGCGGCCCCAUGCAGCAUUCAGGCUACCCUGGAGAGCCAAUGGGCAUGGAGCCCAUGCUGGAUCAUGAGCUGGGAGGGCCUCACAGAAGCCAGGACUUCCCGGACGGGAUGGGAGACCUAUCCCACCAGGACCUGCCCCGCCAGGAUAUGAACGGGCUGCCGCCGCACCCCGGCGAGAACGGCCACAUGGCCUGGUUUGACUCCGACCUCUAGGCUCCCCCCCGACAGGUGUACCAGUGGCUGAUGCUGAAGGCUGAGGGACCAGCCAGGCAGAUGGAUUCAAAGAAAGUGCCUGAUGCGUCCUACUUUUAACCCAUUUCCUACAUAUUUGUAAAAUCAAGCGUAUUGGCAAAGUUACUCUCUUCAUGGUGUGCAGGAAAUUAAUCGGAAACAUCUAAUUCUCCUGGCCAGGACAUCAGUUUGUCCGGGAGCAGCACGCCCGGCUCUUAGGUUUUUGAGCACAAAUCAAGUUUAUUAUUCCCGUGCAGUGAUAAUCAUGGCAAGCGUAGCUUGGAUCUCGGUGAGUGUAUUUGGGGUAAUCUUUAAACGGUUAAUGAAAUGCCAUCACUCUCGGACUGAUGCGCUGGGGGUCGGUGUUUGCUGUCUGCUCGUUCUUGACGUCUGUGCACGUAGUGAGUAGCGUGGUGAUGCAUCAGCAGCGCUCGGGUACAUGUACAGUAGGCCAUAGUGGUGUCGCAACACGUGUAGUUUUAGCAUUACAUAUUCCACGUGUGAUGAGGCAGUGUAUUGUGGUGAUGGUAACAAACGGUUUUAGGAAAUUCACGUUAAUUUGUGGUCCAUUUAACGAGUUAACGGUACCUAGUAUUUGGUGCAGGAACCUACUGAAGUUGAACGUCUGUUUUAACACGAUGGUAAAAAUCAAUUCUUGAAGGAGGUUUUUAAUUGCGCGCCAAGCAGUGUUGGCUUCAAAAGUUGCAUGCAGUGUCGGAUUGGCGUUGGUGAGGCUGGCUAAUGCUCUAAGCUUCCCCAUUGGUGGUCGUCAGGGAUGUAUUCACUGUGUUUGUGCAUGGCUUUAAAUGCUUUCCCCCCCCAAAUAAAAUGGUUUUUAAUCAUCGA